Molecule: messenger RNA, 528 nt
Organism: Aspergillus thermomutatus
Lineage: Eukaryota; Fungi; Ascomycota; Eurotiomycetes; Eurotiales; Aspergillaceae
Exons: 1
Coding region: 1-528 (175 amino acids)
Biological process (GO): transmembrane transport
Molecular function (GO): transmembrane transporter activity
Source: RefSeq, a predicted model, not a curated record
AUGUCGAGUGUGGUUCAUCAGGAUCCAAAAGCCCAGCCAGUGCAGGAGGGUCAAGGUGAAGCUGUGCAAGGCGCCAUCCCUCGUGGUGAUGAUGCCCUCAACGGUGGUGUCAAGACCGGUAAUGAGAAAGAAGACCAUGGUGUCCAAGAUGAAGCCGACUUCGAGGUCCUGUUCAAAGCUGGAGAUACCACCAACCCCAAAGAAUGGUCAUCCUGGCGCCGUGCCUGGGUAUUGUUCUGCAUCGCCUUCUCCUCCUUUAUCGUGUCCCUUUACAGCACUAUCUACACGUCGUCCAUACCGGGAGUCAGCAAAGCCUUCGAUAUUCAUCUCCCCGUCAUCCCGACGCUGGGCAUCACCACCUACCUCAUCGGCACUGGUGCGGGUAGUCUGAUCCAAGCACCGCUCAGCGAGGUGUUUGGUCGCCGCCCGAUUUAUCUCGUGUCCAUGACGGUUUUCACUCUUCUCAUCUUUCCGUGUUCUUUGGCCACAUCAGUAGCUGAGAUAUUGGUUGUACGAUUUUUCGGGUAA